ACAAAAGCGUGAGCCGCCCCUCGACUCUGCAUCGACUUCACCGAGCGAGGAAGCGGCAGCGGCAGCAGGAGGAGGAGGGGCUCAGGUGAACUCACCAACUACGUAGCAGGCGACACAACGCUCGGCAGAGACACACCGGGUUUUUGUCUGCAGUGGAAAAGGUGGCAACUCUAUCGCUCCUGACGAAUGACGCCGCUUCCGGUGCCACUGGCGAUGCGCACGACGCUGACGACGACGAUGCUGCUGCUGCUGCUGCUGUCAAAUCUCCCCGCCUCGCUGGCGGCCGAGGACGGCAACCCAGCGCAGUUCGGAAAGUUCCAGGACGGAGUCUACGACCGCCACCCGGCGUUGUUCUUCAGCGCGCGGGACGUGGCCGGGCUGCGGGCCUCGGCGGGCGCGUCGAGCCACGCGCACAUCGCGAGCCGCCUGCGGGAGGCGGCGCUCACCAUGAUGGAGCGGAGAGACGACCACCUCCCGCCCUGGGAUCCGCUCGAGUUCGGCGCCAUCUGGAACGAGAUCUACGGCAACAACCUUGCAGCCGUGGCCUUCUACAGCUUCCUGUACCCGGAGGACGCCGGAGCCAGAGACUUCACCAUCGAGUACAUGGACAGAAUGGCCGCGCAGCCCAAUUGGCUCGUCACGCUGUACCCCAAAGACGAGGUGCCGAUCGGACACUCGCUCGCUGGGUUUGCCACGGCAUACGACCUGAUGUAUGAACAUUUGGACUCCACGCGGAGAAGCAAAUACUUGGUGGCUCUCGUCAAUUCCACAGAGUACAUGUACAGAAUGUCCUUCAUACGUGGAUGGGGAUUCCAAUAUCUGCAGAACCACCAGCCGACCAACGCCGUGGCCUUACUCAUGGGGGGCCUUGUCAUCAUGAAUGAUGGGUACCACAGGGAAGUGGCGGUGUGGGUUAAACAGGCCAUGUCCAUCAUGGGGAAGUCGAUGUUCAUCACCAACGAGGUGACAGAUGGGUCACUAAACGAAGGCGUUGCUUACGGCUCGUACCUGUCCCGAUCGCUCCUCAAGUACAUCUUCUUCGCCAAGCGGCACUUCAACAUCAGCCACGAGGACAACAUUUGGGUCAAGAAGCACUUUGACUUCUACUACAGGAGCCUCCAGCCAGGGUUCCAAAGGACCGUGGGCAUUUCGGACUCGAAUUACAACUGGUACUAUGGCCCCGAGGCUCACCUGGUCUUCCUCGACACCUACGUCCUGCGCGACGGCAGCGGGAAUUGGCUGGCGAGCAUGAUCAACACGUUCCGCCCCAAGAACGGCACGGGCGCUUCCUUCCGCGCUCACCGUUGGUGCACAUUGCACCUGGAGUACAUUUGGUACGACGCCACCCUGACGCCCACGCCGCCGCCGGACUACGGCACCCCGGCGCUGCACCACUUUGAGAGCUGGGGAGUCGUCACCUACGGGAGUCCUCAGCCAGCCAGGGUCAACGCCACCUUCGUCGGCUUCAAAUCCGGCAAGAUUGGUGGCGCAGCCGUCAAUGACAUCGUCCGCGAAAAGCGCUACCCAGAGUGGGUGAACGGCUGGAGAAACUUCAACCCCGGGCACGAGCACCCCGAUCAGAACACCUUCAUUUUCGCGCCCAACGGCGUGCCGUUCAUCGUGGAGGGCCUCUACGGCCCCAAGUUCACGUGGCACAGCAACGUGCCGAUGUUCAGCACGAACCCGCUGCCGGCCAGGCAGCUCUGCAAGCCGCCCUGGGUCGGGCAGAUGGUGGAGGUGUGCGACUGGAAUUGGGUGACGUGCGAGAAGUCGUCCGUGUGCAACUUUAACGGCCGCGUGCUGGCCGCCGCGGAGCAGAACGGGACGGUGUUCAUCCGCGGAGACUCGGCGGACGCUUACGAGGCGGGGCUGGGGUUGAGCAGCCUCGUGCGCGACGUCGUGCUGCUGAACCCGCAGCUGGCGCUGGUCGUCGACCACGUCCGACUCGACGCGGGCAGCGCGGUGAGUGGGGCGGCGUCGUUCUUCCACAACCUCGACUGGAGCUUUGAGCAGGAGGAGAAGGGGAUUCUGCACGGGGCGAAGAUCCCGAGGCCCGACGGAGACUACUCGCUCUACUGGACGGACGAUCAGAAUCGAAGCCCACGGGCCCUGCUGGUGGACGAACCAUACCCGCCGGGGUUCCAGAUCAAGGGCACCCACUUCGUCCAGAUCGAGUUCGGCGUCCGCAAGCCGCUCACCCGCCUGGCCUAUGUCUUCCUGGGGCCGGCCAUGGCUCUCGAAAGCCUGGUGAUGGUGCCCAGGGAGGAGAGCGUGGACGUGGUGGUGCAGGUGAACGGUCAGACCUACACGGUGUUGCUCAACUCGCAGCUGCUGGUGGAGAGCGCCAACGCCUCCUACUGCGAGGUGACCCACAGCUCGGGGGAUGCGAAGAAGACGUUCCGGGCGACGGGCAGCGCCACUGCGGGGAAUGCGUCCUCCCCCGGCUACAAGGGCGACCACGUGCAGAGACUCGCAGAGAGCCUUCAGCUCCUGGACGUGGUCUUCGACAAGAUCGCUGAAGAUGUGGACGAGUGUGCCAACAGCAUGCAGGGCUGUGAGCAGCUGUGCGUGAACACCAUUGGGAGCUUCCACUGUGCCUGCAGACCGGGAUUUCACCUCGACGCCAACAGCACUGCUUGCCUAGUAUCACCGACAACGCGAGCCCCAGUGACGGCUGUGACAUGGACAGCCGCCACGGACAGACAGACCACAGCCAAAGGGUCUGGCGCCCGCACGAGGCGACUCCCGGACCCCGUGAUCCUCGUGCUCCUCACGGCGGUGGUGGCGGCGGCGGCUGCGAGAUCGCUGUAGCUCAGGGGAGCUGCGAUGGUGGUGAUGGCGUGGGUCGGUGAUGAGAGCGGUGGUGGUUUAUGAAUUGAUUUUGAUUCAUGACUGGGGAUGAUGAUGAUGAUGACGAUGAUGAUGUGGAUCCGGUGAGGAUAAUAAUGAUGAAG
This is a messenger RNA of Petromyzon marinus (sea lamprey), 2954 nucleotides long. Its product is annotated as dermatan-sulfate epimerase-like. The record is from RefSeq and is a predicted model, not a curated record. Gene Ontology annotation, molecular function: chondroitin-glucuronate 5-epimerase activity; calcium ion binding. NCBI's taxonomy places the organism in Eukaryota, Metazoa, Chordata, Hyperoartia, Petromyzontiformes, Petromyzontidae.